Molecule: messenger RNA, 195 nt
Organism: Mesocestoides corti
Lineage: Eukaryota; Metazoa; Platyhelminthes; Cestoda; Cyclophyllidea; Mesocestoididae
Source: the annotation of a GenBank genome assembly
AUGAACAUUGUUUUCGACCGUUAUGAGCAUGAAUCGGAGUUUGUCCAAGAAGCCUCCUCUCUGGUAAAGCAACUGAUUUCGCAACGCAUUGCUCGAAGAGAGCCUGACGGAUCUGUAACAGCGGCGUCAAGUGAAGCCGGCAAACGCGUCACCCUAUUGAAGAGUGACGGGGGCACGCUCUAUCUCACUCGGUAA